AUGGGGUUGAGAAAAUUUUCCUUUCUUGCAUUUGUAUGGUUUGCCCUUCUUGUUGGUUCCAAUGCUGAAGAACAAUAUUCGAAGCAAGAGAGGCGGCCUAUUAAGACCUUUAAGACAAUCUAUGGAGAGACCAUCGAUUGUAUCGACAUGUAUAAACAACCAGCAUUCGACCACCCUUUACUGAAAGAUCAUAAGCUUCAGUAUGCUUAUUUGGAGCUGAACAGCCUGGGUAUUCCUUUUGGCGGAGCAAGAGCAUUCAUUAAUCAUUACAUUCCAAAGUGUGAAGAUCAACAAUCAAGUGGAGCUCAGAUUUGGAUCGCCGAGAAAUAUAAGUUCACAAACAUACAAGUUGGAUGGAGGGAUGAGGAUCUGUCGGGAUGCUAUAAUUUGGAGUGUCCAGGCUUUGUGCAAGUCGAUAAGUCCAUUGCUCUCGGACAAGUUCUCCCAUAUCCUUCUGUUAUUGGUGGGGCACAAUUUGAGAUCCGUUUCUUUGUUCAACAGGAUAACAACACAAAGGAUUGGUGGUUGCUAAACGAGAAGAACGGCGUGGACGCUAAAAUAGGCUAUUGGCCGGCCAAGUUAUUACCUGCUUUUGCGGGCGGCGCCGGAAUACAGUGGUUCGGCGGAGUAACGUCCGUGGAGAGCGGCAGGCUCUUCCCGCCGAUGGGAAGCGGACAGUUUCCGUCCCAGUCGUACUCUCGUGCGUGCUACGUGAGACAAAUUCAGUACUUUGAUCAGAGUUCGCAAACUUGGAAAGCGCCCGAGCUUACUACACCGCAAAACAUAGUCGUGACUUCGAAUGCUUGCUAUGGCGCCACCGUCGACAACAGCUUCAAAGACUAUGGCUUCAACGUGUUGUUCGGGGGACCCGGUGGAGAUCGUUGUGUUUAA
Messenger RNA from Eucalyptus grandis, 891 nucleotides. RefSeq lists its product as uncharacterized. NCBI's taxonomy places the organism in Eukaryota, Viridiplantae, Streptophyta, Magnoliopsida, Myrtales, Myrtaceae. The coding region runs from base 1 to 891 and encodes 296 amino acids. The record is from RefSeq and is a predicted model, not a curated record. The transcript has 5 exons.